Molecule: messenger RNA, 627 nt
Organism: Ziziphus jujuba (common jujube)
Lineage: Eukaryota; Viridiplantae; Streptophyta; Magnoliopsida; Rosales; Rhamnaceae
Product: acidic endochitinase-like
Exons: 3
Coding region: 1-627 (208 amino acids)
Biological process (GO): carbohydrate metabolic process
Cellular component (GO): extracellular region
Molecular function (GO): chitinase activity
Source: RefSeq, a predicted model, not a curated record
AUGGUAACUUCUCAGAUACUCAACUACAAUUCACAUUCUAGCUACCACAUUGAAGCUUAUGAUGAGAGCAUCAAGAAUGUACCUUCAAUUUGUCCAACCACCGUCGAAGCCUAUAUUAAGAGUUUUGGCAAUGGCAAACCCGUCUCCGCCCUCUGCGAGGGGACCAGUUGCAUCCAUUUGGGUGAAGACAUAAAGGCUUGUCAGCUAAUUGGCACUAAGGUCCUCGUCUCUCUUGGAGAACCUUUUAAUACGUAUUCUCUGAAAUCUGUUGACGAUGCCAAAGUGGUUGCGAAGCAAUUAUGGGAUUCCUAUGUGGAUGAAGUUAACUUUGACGGCAUAGAUUUUCGCAUAGAGAAUGGCUCCGCACUAUAUUAUGAAUAUCUUGCACAGCCCUUGAAGGAUUAUGCCACAAAAAAUAACAAAGAAAUCAUUUUAUCAGCAUUCCCUGGGUGUGUUUAUCCUGAUGAAUAUCUUGCAAGAGCCAUUAAUGCAUGGAAUUUGACGGUUCACGACAAGACAAAGCUGUUUCUGGGGAUACCGGUGACCAAAGAUAUUCCCGGGUUCAUCCUAUUUGACAGGCUGAUCGAUACAGUUAUUCCCCAUAUAUCUGAUGAAACUCAAGAUUAA